This is a messenger RNA of Priapulus caudatus, 669 nucleotides long. RefSeq lists its product as uncharacterized. Gene Ontology annotation, cellular component: nucleus; pericentric heterochromatin. Lineage: Eukaryota; Metazoa; Priapulida; Priapulimorpha; Priapulimorphida; Priapulidae. The coding region runs from base 1 to 669 and encodes 222 amino acids. The transcript has 3 exons. The record is from RefSeq and is a predicted model, not a curated record. Gene Ontology annotation, molecular function: chromatin binding. Gene Ontology annotation, biological process: chromatin organization; negative regulation of transcription by RNA polymerase II.
AUGGAGCCCACCACUACUGCCCCCGACCAUCCUAAACCUCCAUUGACACCCGGUAAGCUUGAAGCAAAAUUAGACAGCGAUCCGAUGCCGGAAUUUAAACGAAAGUUGAAAGAGGAAAAGAAAUCGGAGGAGGAGGACUCUUCGAAUUCAGGUGGCUUCGCGAGAGGACUCCAACCAGAGUGCAUCAUCGGCGCAAUCGAGUCCAGCGGAGAGCUUAUGUUCUUGAUGAAAUGGAAAGGCCGCAAUGAGGUAAAUUUGGUCUCAGCACGGCAAGCAAAUAUUAAAUUCCCCCAGAUUGUAAUCAGAUUCUACGAGGAGAGAAUAACCUGGCUCACAAAGGAUGAAGACGAAAUCGAGGUCGGUAGUGAUGAUGAGUUUGACGAGGAAGACGAACUUCCUUGGAGUCACUUCAUCACAACACCCAAGUCGCAGGCUUCAGCGGAUUCUACGGAGCAACCGCAGCUGCCAAUGUCUCGUGCAGUUGAUCCAAUCGCGAAGGAUCCAUCUGCGAGUGACCUUGAGGCUCAGGAGCCUGAUGACGCAAUCAUCUACACCCUGGCGGAGGCGGAGAGUACAGCCACAAGCCUUGACAUGGAAGAAGAUUUAUUGCAGAAUACGGACGAUAUCCUUCAGCGCGAUGACUUCAUUGCUAAACCUGAGCGCGGUUAA